Molecule: messenger RNA, 1320 nt
Organism: Amphiprion ocellaris (clown anemonefish)
Lineage: Eukaryota; Metazoa; Chordata; Actinopteri; Pomacentridae
Product: unconventional myosin-XV-like
Exons: 12
Coding region: 1-1305 (434 amino acids)
Cellular component (GO): myosin complex
Molecular function (GO): ATP binding; cytoskeletal motor activity
Source: RefSeq, a predicted model, not a curated record
AUGUACGGGAGCCACGACCACCUCAGAGCAUGGCACCACGGGAAUGGGGAGAGUGGGUCUGGAAAAACAGAGGCUACCAAACUCGUCCUUCGCUACCUAGCAGCAAUACAUCACAAAGCUAAUCUUGCGCAGGAGAUACUCGAGGCAGCUCCUCUGCUGGAAUCUUUUGGAAAUGCCAAAACUGUGCGGAAUGAUAAUUCCAGUCGCUUCGGGAAAUACAUAGAGGUCUUUCUGGAGGAUGGUGUGAUCAGUGGUGCCAUAACCUCUCAGUAUCUACUGGAAAAGUCCCGUAUUGUCUUUCAGGCCAAAGAUGAGAGGAACUAUCACAUCUUCUACGAGAUGCUGGCAGGUCUUCCUUCACAGCAGAAGCAGGCUUUCUAUCUACAAGAAGCUGAAACUUACUAUUACCUCAACCAGGGAGGGAAUUGUGGGAUAACAGGAAAGAGUGAUUCAGAGGACUUCCUACGUCUUCGUGCUGCCAUGGAAAUCCUUCAUUUCACCCCAGAUGACCAGUCGGCCAUCUUUAGAGUUCUCUCUUCCAUACUGCACCUGGGCAACGUCUACUUUCAGAGACAUGAGGCUGAUGGCCAGGAGGUGGCGUCAGUGGUAAGCGCUCAGGAGAUCAGAGUGGUGGCAGAGCUGCUGCAGAUCUCCCCAGAGGGACUACAGAAAGCCAUCACCUACAAAGUUACAGAGACGAUGAGGGACAAAAUCUACACCCCUCUGACUGUAGAAAGUGCUGUUGAUGCCAGAGAUGCUGUUGCCAAGAUCCUGUAUUCGCUGCUCUUCCAUUGGUUAACAGAAAGGAUCAACGCUCAGGUGUACCCUCACCAACACACCCUCUCCAUCUCUAUCCUGGACAUUUACGGAUUUGAGGAUCUGGCCUUCAACAGCUUUGAGCAGCUUUGCAUUAAUUAUGCAAACGAGUACCUGCAAUUCUUCUUCAACAGGAUCGUGUUCAGAGAAGAACAGGAGGAGUACAGCAGGGAACAGAUCCCGUGGCAGGACAUCACAUUUAGUGACAACCAGCCGUGCAUUGACCUCAUUGCCGCUAAGCCUCAUGGGAUAUUGAGGAUUCUGGAUGACCAGAGCUGUUUCCCUCAAGCAACAGACCACACUUUCCUCCAAAAGUGUCACUAUCACCAUAGCAACAGCCCACUCUAUGAGAAGCCAAAGAUGCCUGUUCCAGAGUUUACUCUCAAGCACUUUGCUGGUCGAGUCACCUACCAGGUACUCAGCUCCUCACUAACUCAUCAGUGGCUUUCUAUUGGCCAGUUAGUUACGAAAAUGUAUCUGAUUGGUUGAAAUCCGUUAAAUCAU